This is a messenger RNA of Diorhabda carinulata, 916 nucleotides long. RefSeq lists its product as uncharacterized. Lineage: Eukaryota; Metazoa; Arthropoda; Insecta; Coleoptera; Chrysomelidae. Bases 164 to 898 code for a protein of 244 amino acids. The record is from RefSeq and is a predicted model, not a curated record. The transcript has 6 exons.
CAAAGUAGUAUCAGUCAUCGUUAAUCAAGUAAUAGAUAAAUCAUCGAUAAAAAAAUUACGAUCUCUCUUAUUGAAUUUAAGUAUAAAAGUAAAAUAAACUUUUAGUUCGUUAUUAAUUAUAUUGACGAAAGUUUAAAUUGUUUUUUUCAUUAUUUUGUGUAAAAUGGCGCUAUCCACCACACAAAAAAUAUGCGGCAGAUUAGCAGGUAUACUAGGAACGUUGCAAGGAUUAACAUGGGCCAGUUUGUCGUUAACAUCAAUCAUUAUGUACUACGAAAAUGAUAACGACGGUACAAAUACUACAUAUUCUUUAAAUAACGGUUUAUACGAAUAUUAUUUAGAUAAAGCUUCAAACGAACCUUGGAGAACAAUUAGAUCGAGCGAUUUUAUUAUUCUCAUGUGGAUAUACUUUUUUAUAAGCGUCGCUUGGUCCACUAUAUCUUUAGAUUUAUUUUUAGCUAUUAAAUAUAAUAAAACAAGAUAUACGUUUUUGAAAAUAACGUGGGGAAUACUUACGAUUGCAAUAUCAGUUAUUGAUUUGGUAUUAACUGCAUUGCUGUUGAGGGACUAUUUAAAUUGUCAAAAUAAUAAUGAAACGGAGUAUGACGAAUUGAUUUGCCAUACUGUAAUCGGUACCGUUAUGUGUUUAGCCUCACGAGGUUUCGUCUUGUGGAUUAUGAACGCUACAUUGGCCAUAUCAGAAAUUGUAUCUGGUAUAAAAAUUGUCAGUGGUAGACAAAUUGUAAAUGGACGUAGCGAUAUUACGAUUCCCAGAGCUAAAUUAGAUAGGGGUCAAGAUGGUGGUUCUUUGGAUUUGAAUACAAGAUUUUCGUCGUUUCCUACUGGUAAUCAAACACCGCCGGUAAAUUCGUUCAAUCAACGAGAAUACAGAUAUUAAUAAAUUGUUUUUUUAAUU